UCAUAGUGAUCAGUCUGUGCGUGUUCGCGUCUUGGAGCUGGAAUUUGGGGAGUGGAAAUACCACUCACUCUUACUUUCACAGUUGGCGUCAAGUCGAAUGAGAAUGACUCCUCUGACAUUCUACUCUGUCGGUCAGUCAGCGCGCUUCGGAAAAGGGGCGAAUCUUUACCGAACGGAACGCAGUCAAGAGGAAUAGGAAUUGGGUAGCCCGCUCGCGCUCUUCAGUACGCAGGUGUUUGUAGCUAACUCAUGCCUUGGUUGAUUUUAGACGGGUUAGUGAGUGUAUGAGAUAUUAUUGAAUUCUGGAACUUUUUCGUUACAUUUUUUAAAGUAAAAAUAUCAGUUUUCGAUUGAUAACUGUCGAGGCACUUUAGUCGACUGGAUUUUCUGAAUCAACAAUUGUUUUCUGCGUUUGGAUUAUUUAAAUUUUCCUGGGAAAUGGCAAAUUCUUAUUCUGGGAGAGAAACACGACUUUCAGAGAGAGGAAACCGUAGUUGAAUAAUAACACAGGAUGCUGCUUGCGACCUGAAGCACUCAGAAGAAUUUGACAUUUCUGAGACAUUUGUUAUUUUGCUUUGCGCACUAUAAGAAGGUGGACAUAUCAAGUCUUUAUUUUCUUUUUACACGUGUAUUUUACAGCACAAUGAUGAAUUGUGGAUUUAUACUGUUCUUUUCAACCCAACUCCUCUUUGUGGCUUCAUUGACUCAAAGUUAUAAAUGUGGAGAUAACAUUGAGAUAACCAGUGCAGAUUAUCUCACCUCUCCUGGCUAUCCGAAUUCAUACCCUCCAUCACAACAAUGUAUGUGGGUGAUAUCGGCCCCAGACCCGGGACAGAAGAUACUCAUUAACUUUAACCCUCAUUUUGAUCUGGAGGACAGAGACUGCAAGUAUGACUAUGUGGAGGUGUUUAACGGUGGAGACGAGCAGGCUCCGACCCUGGGGAAGUUCUGUGGGAAGAUAGCCCCCUCCCCCAUCAUCUCCAUCGGCAGCCAGCUCCUAAUCAAGUUUGUGUCCGACUACGAAUCUCCCGGGGCUGGAUUCUCCGUGCGCUACGAGGUCUUCAAGACAGGACCUGAGUGUUCUAGAAACUUCACCUCGUCCAAGGGUGUUAUAAAGACGCCAGGCUUCCCAGACAAGUACCCCAACAACCUGGACUGCACCUUCAUGAUCAUCGCCCCCAAAAUGUCAGAGAUCGUGGUGGACUUCGACGCGUUCGACAUGGAGCCUGACACCACCCCUCCCCCCGGGGCACUCUGUCGCUACGACUGGCUGGAGAUCUGGGACGGGUUCCCUGCAGUGGGACCCCACAUCGGGCGAUACUGUGGUAACAGCAGUCCUGGCCGGGUCAUCUCCUACACAGGGAUCCUUUCUAUGACCAUCAACACAGACAACGCCAUCGCCAGAGAGGGCUUCUCAGCCAACUACACUGUCAGAGAGAGCAGCCUACGUCAGGGACAGACACCAGAGGACUUUACCUGUGUGGAGGGCCUGGGGAUGGAGUCGGGAGAGAUCAUCUCAGAUCAGAUCACUGCCUCCUCUCAGUACAACCCCAACUGGUCCCCAGAACGCUCCAGACUCAACUACAAAGAGAACGGAUGGACCCCCUCAGAAGACUCUGCCAGAGAGUGGAUACAGGUGGACCUGGGAUUCCUCCGCUUUGUUUCAGCCGUGGGAACACAGGGAGCAAUCUCCAAGGAGACGAAGAAGGAGUACUUUGUCCGCUCCUACAAAGUGGACGUGAGCUCCAAUGGAGAGGACUGGGUCACGAUAAAGGAGGGAUCCAAGCAGAUGGUUUUCCAGGGGAACAACAACCCUACAGACGAGGCAAGGUCAUUCCUACCCAAGCAGACUCUAGCCCGUUACGUCCGCAUCAGACCCAUGUCUUGGGAGAUAGGCAUCUGCAUGCGCUUCGAGGUGUACGGCUGCAAGACAUCAGACUACCCUUGCUCCGGCAUGCUGGGGAUGGUCUCCGGUCAAAUCUCGGACGCCCAGAUCAGCGCGUCGUCGAACGCAGAGCGUGGGUGGGUACCAGAGAACGCCAGGUUGCUGACAGGGAGGUCGGGCUGGACCCAGCAACAGACCAGACAGCCCUUCAGGAACGAGUGGCUGCAGAUGGACCUGGGCCAGGACAAGCUGGUCAGUGGCCUGGUCAUCCAAGGAGGACGCCACAGAGACAAGAAUGUGUUUAUGAAGAGGUUCAAGGUGGGCUACAGCAACAACGGCUCUGACUGGACCAUGGUGAAGGAAGACAACAGCACCAGGCCCAAGAUCUUCAUUGGGAACCAGAACCAUGACACCCCAGAGCUGCGUACACUGGGCCCUCUGCUGACUCGCUUCCUCAGGGUCUACCCAGAGAGAGCCACCCCCGAUGGCCUGGGGCUCAGACUGGAGCUGCUGGGUUGUGAGAUCCAUGAGCCCACAACUCUCCCACCGAUAACGACUGUAGCGACCACGUUUACUGUAACCACGUUCGCUGCCACCACAACUGCGUCUGUGACCAUGCCUGCCCCGACGUCAGAGUGUGACAACCAGCAGGCCAGCUGUCACAGUGGAACAGGAACAGGAGGAGGGGAGGACUAUGACACAACAGGUGGCACCACAUUGGCAGACCCAACCCUGGAGGGAGAACUCGUGCCAGAGUACCUGUGGUUUGCUUGUGACUUUGGCUGGGCGGACAACCCGUCGUUCUGUGGCUGGACACUGGAGAAGGAUACUGGUGCUGAGUGGAUGAUUCAGACCAGCGGGGCCCCCACCGUCCACAAAGGGCCCAACCUGGACCACACAGCUUGCCUCUUACUGCCCUCUACAGGAGUUCCAGGGAACUUCAUCUACAUGCAGCUGGCUGCUGAGACCGAAAUGGAGGAGGAGGAGGAGGAGCAGGAGGAGCAGGAGGAGGAGGAGACAGAGGUAGAGGAGGUGGCGUUGGUGGGGGUGGUGGUGGAGGAGAGGAUGGAGGAGAGGGUGGCACGCCUAGCCAGCCUGCCUGUAACCGCCCCGGACGCCGACCUGUGUGUGUCCUUCUGGUACCACAUGUUCGGGGAGCACGCUGGCACCCUGCACAUCAAACAGAGGAGAGAGACAGAGGAGGGGCGGGCAGAGGCACUGCUCUGGACCGUCAGUGGACACCAGGGCAGCCGAUGGAGGGAGGGACGACUGUUGGUGCCCCACUCCAGCAUACCCUAUGAGGUGGUGAUUGAGGGAGUGGGAGACAGGAGCACAGGACACAUCGCGCUGGACAAUAUAAAGAUCCUGGAUGGACUCACACCAGAGGAGUGUAAGGAUCCAGAUAUACCAGAGGCUCCUACGUCCCAGCCAACAGAGAUCUGCAUAUACCCGAUGGACCACUACUACCCAGAGGAAGUGGAGAACAGCGAGCUGGGUGGCCCAGGCAACAUGAUGAAAACCCUGGACCCCAUCCUCAUCACCAUCAUCGCUAUGAGCGCUCUGGGGGUUUUCCUGGGAGCUAUCUGUGGCGUUGUGCUCUACUGUGCCUGCUCGCACGGCCACAUGUCCGACAGCAGGAACUUGUCAGCUCUGGAGAACUAUAACUUUGAGCUGGUGGACGGAGUCAAGCUAAAGAAGGACAGCAAGCUAAAUGCACAGAACAGCUACUCAGAGGCGUGAGCUUCAUCCUCUAGGGAAGAGAACACAAGCAGCCUCAUAGCUGGAGGAACUAGACCACCGGACGGAGGGUUGUGAGUUGUGACCCAAAUGUUAUCCUAUUCCUUAUAUAGUGCACUAUGUAGGGGAUAGGGUGCCAUUUGGUAUGCAGCCGGCUGUAGAGAUGGUGGGAGGUUGUGACUGAGCCAUGCUAUUCUCAGGAGCUGCAGUGAAAGGAACCUACCCGUAGUGGGCACUGUGUAUAAAGAAAACGUGUACAGCAAAAAUUAUUAUUUGGUUUUUGUUUUUGUUUGUUUUGCGAUGUGCUUUGUUUUUCUGUAAUUAGAUGCUGGUGAUGAGACCAAUUGAGAUGGAAGUAUUUAUCUUUUUUUUAAUUUUUUUUUGGAAGGAUAGGAUAUUACAUUUUUGUCUGAGGUCAUUAUUAUUUCACAGAAAGAACAUAAAAACGUAUAUUCACUAUCCUGACGCGUGGCUCUUUGGCUGGCCAUGUUAUCGGUUUGUAUGUCUGCAUCGAUUUGUGCAUCUUGUUUGUGUGUGUGUGUGUGUGCGUGUGUGUGCAUGUACGCAUGCGUGUGUGUGCGUGUGCAAGUGUAUGUGCGUACAUGUGUGUAUGCAUCCAGAGGGUGCUUGCCCUGGCCCUAGACCUGUGUCUAGUUCCACAGUGCCUUUUUGAAAGUUUCUGUUGCCUUUUCUCCACUGAUUCUGUUCUGAUCAUACCAGUACGUUAGGCAUCGGCUGGUAGUCUGAUUCUGUUCUGAUCAUACCAGUACGUAGGCAUCGGCUGGUAGUCUGAUUCUGUUCUGGUCAUACCAGUACGUAGGCAUCGGCUGGUAGUCUGAUUCUGUUCUGAUCAUACCAGUACGUAGGCAUCGGCUGGUAGUCUGAUUCUGUUCUGAUCAUACCAGUACGUAGGCAUCGGCUGGUAGUCUGAUUCUGUUCUGAUCAUACCAGUACGUAGGCAUCGGCUGGUAGUCUGAUUCUGUUCUGGUCAUACCAGUACGUAGGCAUCGGCUGGUAGUCUGAUUCUGUUCUGGUCAUACCAGUACGUAGGCAUCGGCUGGUAGUCUGAUUCUGUUCUGAUCUUGGCAGUACGUUAGGCAUCGACUGGUAGAGUCUGAUUCUGUUCUGAUCAUAGCAGUACGUUAGGCAUCGACUGGUAGAGUCUGAUUCUGUUCUGAUCAUAGCAGUAUGUUAGUCAUCGGCUGGUAGAGUCUGAUUCUGAUCAUAGCAGUAUGUUAGGCAUCGGCUGGUAGAGUCUGAUUCUGAUCAUAGCAGUACAUUAGGCAUCGGCUGGUAGAUUCUGAUCAUAGCAGCACGUAAGGCAUCGGCUGGUAGAUUAUGAUCAUAGCAGUACGUAAGGCAUUGGCUGGUAGAUUCUGAUCAUAUCAGUACGUAAGGUAUUGGCUGGUAGAUUCUGAUCAUAUCAGUACAUUAGCAUCGGCUGGUAGAUUCUGAUCAUAGCAGCACGUAAGGCAUCGGCUGGUAGAUUCUGAUCAUAUCAGUACGUAAGGUAUUGGCUGGUAGAUUCUGAUCAUAUCAGUACGUAAGGUAUUGGCUGGUAGAUUCUGAUCAUAUCAGUACGUAAGGUAUUGGCUGGUAGAUUCUGAUCAUAUCAGUACGUAAGGCAUUGGCUGGUAGAUUCUGAUCAUAGCAGUACGUAAGGCAUUGGCUGGUAGAUUCUGAUCAUAGCAGUACGUAAGGUAUUGGCUGGUAGAGUCUGAUUCUGAUCAUAGCAGUACGUAAGGCAUCGGCUUGUAGAGUAGGGUCAGAUUAGCAGGAUUCCAUGCCAUCCCUUCAUAGCACAUGACACAUCCAACUUAUUGUACAUAGGUUUUAAUAUAUUUGAGCGCCUUUAUAAAAAGAGACAAAAUGCUGCAGUAUCUCUUCUUCGUAGUUUUUGUAUCAUAGGCGAUGUUAUCUGGCUGUCAUCAUGUACAGUAUGUAAUAGGCAUUUUGUGUUGUUAUGUUCCAUUGGUGCUCUCACAAUGCUGCCUGGAAAAGGAGGGUUAUUAUGGCCAAUGGUUAUGGCCUUUUGAGAGAUGUUCAGAGUCAGCCAUGAUCAUCAGUAUUGAGCCUUAUUAAUAGGGGCAAGAAUUGGCUACAAAGGCCUAAGAAGGAGAGAGUUAAGAAGCCAUUGGCUGUGUCUGAAAUGGUACCCUAUUCGCUAAAGAGUGCACUACCUUUGACCAGAGCCCUAGGGGCCCUGGUCAAAAGUAGUGCACUAUAUAUGGAAUAUGGUGGCAUUUGGGACGUAGACAGACAACAGAUCGGAUGGCUGAAGCAUCUCUACAAAAUAAAAUGCUAUCACACUGCUAUGACAAUACCUGGGACAUUACGGGCCAGUUUCUCAGACAUAGAUUCAGAAUCUCGUUGAGAAUGCUUUUUAGUCCGGGACUAGGCUUAAUCUGUGUCUGGGAAACCGGCCUUACAUGUCUGUGGUAGAAUGAUGGACCUUGAUAGAAUGAAAGAGACUCUUAUGACGUCAUGCUGUUUUCAAGUACUGUAGUCUACAUCCUCUUUGCUCUGCUUUUUGUCUGUAUUGAAUGUUAACGUGAAGAGUUCAGGCAAAACAAAGUACUGUAUAAAAUGGCGAAAACAUAGAUCCAAGGUUCAAUCAAUGGAUGUGAUGUAGCUAUACUGUUUAUUCCUUCAGCCGGGGUCUAUGAGCUUCUAUCUUUAGAUUCUUUCAUGUUUUCUUCAUGCGGGGUAGCUAGUUCAACAGAUGUUUCAUGGUUCUGCUUCAAGCGCAUAACAGUAUUCCACAUUCCAUAGGAUUAGAAUGAUUGGAAUUAAAAUGAGUCAUUCUAAAUUAUUUCUAUGGUUCCACCACUCAAAAAUGUAAAGGCCUAAUGUUUUGGUGUGGUCUUUGUCAAUAGGAAAGGAUGCUGCAGCACCAGAUGUGAAAACAAUGUUGCACUGAUAUAUUUAAAAGAUAUUUGUGUUGUUUAGGAUAUUGUUUUGUGAAGAAAGAGAGAGAAAGCGAAAGAAGGAUAAGACAGUGUUACAGAUAACUAUUUUAUAUGGUUUCAGAUUAUAUAGUUCUGAAAUGUACAAUUAUGGAGAUGUUUUUCAUUAUUGAAAAAGCUAUACAUGUCUCUUUACUUACGUAAUGUUUUACUUGGUAUGUUAUAUCACCUUGUGUUUUUUGUACUGUCACAAAUGUCUGUGCCAUUUUUUUCUACUAAAUGUUUGAUUUUCAAUACUGCUUCUGUAAUUUGCUGUCCCAGAUAAAAAAGAAAAAAAUAAGUAAGCAGUUGAGGCCUUAAUGACUCAAGUAAAGUUUCUUUACUUGGACUCUGUCCCAAAUGUCCCUAUUCCCUAUACAGUGGACCAAUAGGGCUCUGGUCAAAAGUAGUGCACGGUGUAGGGAAUAGGGUGCCAUUUGACUCCCUGGUCAGCUCCCUGUUGUUUCUGAAUCUGAUCAAUGACUACUACAUUCCAAAGAUUUGGAUCAAAUAAAUGUUUGAAUAAGAUUAAUUAUUUCAAGUUGUUUUAGUUCAGAAAGUGAUAAUUGUGUAUUUGCCCCAUCAUAUACCCAGAGUUGUACCCUUUUAAUGUGUCCUUUGUCAUAUCCACAUUGAACACUGGAGGGCGGUGUUGAAUAAAAUGCUUUGUAUGGCAACUGUA
Molecule: messenger RNA, 7249 nt
Organism: Coregonus clupeaformis (lake whitefish)
Lineage: Eukaryota; Metazoa; Chordata; Actinopteri; Salmoniformes; Salmonidae
Product: neuropilin-1a
Exons: 18
Coding region: 644-3625 (993 amino acids)
Biological process (GO): angiogenesis; vascular endothelial growth factor signaling pathway; axon guidance
Cellular component (GO): membrane
Molecular function (GO): vascular endothelial growth factor receptor activity; semaphorin receptor activity
Source: RefSeq, a predicted model, not a curated record